AUGGACGGUGCGAAUAUGAUAACUCAAUGUCCAAUUCAACCAACUAAUAAAUUUACGUAUCGAUUCGAUAUCACCGGACAAGAAGGUACAUUGUUAUGGCACGCACACGUUGUUAAUCUACGAGCCACACUUCACGGUGCUCUAAUUAUCCGACCCCGGUCUGGUCGUCCUUACCCUUUUCCUAAACCCUACAAAGAAGUUCCUCUCAUUUUUGAACAAUGGUGGGACGUAGAUGUUGGAAUUCUCAAUGUACGGCCAGCUCCAAUUUCUGAUGCUUAUCUCAUCAAUGGUCUCGCCGGAGAUUCAUAUCCUUGCUCUAAGAACAGAAUGUUUAACCUAAAGGUAGUACAAGGCAAAACAUAUUUGCUAAGGAUUAUAAACGCGGCACUCAACACUCACCUCUUCUUCAAAAUAGCCAAUCACAACAUGACAGUUGUUGCUCUAGAUGCUGCCUACACAAAGCCUUACGUCACCGAUGUGAUGGUCUUAACACCGGGACAAACCGUGGACGCGCUUUUAACCGCGGACCAGCCCAUGGGAAUGUAUUACAUGGCCAUCAGCCCUUACACUAGUGCCCAUGGGGUACCAACUCCUCCUAGCAACCCUAUCAGAGGCUUAAUCGUCUACGAGGGUGCCACAUCAUCUUCCGUGUUGCCUUUGAUGCCUUAUAUGAACGACAUACCCACCGCUCAUAGGUUCUCCUCGAACAUCACUGGGCUUGUGGGUGGACCUCAUUGGAAGCCAGUGCCUCGUCACGUGGACGAGAAGAUGUUUGUAACGAUGGGGCUUGGUUUAGACCCAUGUCCACCGAAAACCAAGUGUAUUGGACCGUUAGGUCAAAGGUAUGCUGGUUCUCUCAAUAAUUACACUUUUGUGCUUCCAGAAAGACUUUCUUUGCAAGAAGCUUAUUUCUACAACAUUUCUGGAGUAUACACCGAUGAUUUUCCCAACCAACCGCCCCUCAAAUUUGAUUACACAAAUUUUGAAGUCCGUACCGAUUCUGACUUCAAGAUGAUGUUUCCAGAGAGAAAGACUAGCACAAAGACACUUAAAUUUAAUUCAACAGUCGAGAUUGUUGUGCAAAACACAGGGAUAGUCACCACUGAGAGCCACCCUAUGCACCUUCACGGCUUCAAUUUCUAUGUAGUGGGUUAUGGAUUUGGUAACUAUGAUCCGAUCCACGAUGCAAGAAAGCUAAAUUUAGUUAACCCCCAAAUGCGUAAUACCAUCGGUGUACCACCGGGUGGAUAUGUUGUCCUCAGAUUUAUUGCUAAUAACCCUGGUGUAUGGAUGUUCCACUGUCACAUGGAUGCACAUUUACCAUACGGAGUUAUUAUGGCUUUCAUAGUUCAAAAUGGGCCGACUCCGGAAACGACCAUGCUACCUCCACCAUCGGAUCUUCCGCAAUGCACUCGGGAUCCGACGAUCUAUGAAUCUCCCACAACUAACGUUGAUUUGUCUUACUAG
Messenger RNA from Arabis nemorensis, 1467 nucleotides. Lineage: Eukaryota; Viridiplantae; Streptophyta; Magnoliopsida; Brassicales; Brassicaceae. The record is from the annotation of a GenBank genome assembly.